Messenger RNA from Drosophila erecta, 1597 nucleotides. RefSeq names its product protein screw (gene scw). The transcript has a single exon. NCBI's taxonomy places the organism in Eukaryota, Metazoa, Arthropoda, Insecta, Diptera, Drosophilidae. Gene Ontology annotation, molecular function: cytokine activity; growth factor activity. Bases 41 to 1240 code for a protein of 399 amino acids. The record is from RefSeq and is a predicted model, not a curated record. Gene Ontology annotation, biological process: BMP signaling pathway; SMAD protein signal transduction. Gene Ontology annotation, cellular component: extracellular region.
AUCAGUACUGGUACGAGUCUCUCCACGAAAACAACACAAAAUGUUGAACGUGUUUUUGAUAACCAGCCUGUUUUAUGCUGCGAGUGGCACCACCUAUGUGACCACCAAUAGUCACAUAGAGAUGCCCAUAUACCAGAAGCGUCCUUUGAGCGAGCAAAUGGAGAUGAUUGAUAUCCUGGAUUUGGGUGACCGGCCGAGACGACAGGCGGAGCCCAAUCUCCACAAUUCAGCCUCCAAAUUCCUGCUCGAAGUUUACAACGAGAUUAGCGAGGACCAAGAGCCCAAAGAGGUCCUGCAUCAGCGCCACAAGCGCUCGCUGGACGAUGACAUACUGAUUUCAAACGAGGAUCGACAGGAGAUUGCCAGUUGCAACAGCAUCCUUACCUUUUCCAGCCGCUUGAAACCCGAGGAACUGGGCAACGAGCUUGAUAUGCACAUUACCUUCAAUACCAACGAUGUGCCAGUGGAUUUGAGUUUGGUUCAGGCCAUGCUCAGGAUAUACAAGCAGCCCAGUCUGGUGGACAGAAGGGAGAACUUCACCGUGUCCGUGUACCGAAAACUGGACAAUCGCCAGGACUUCUCGUAUCGCAUUCUGGGCUCUGUAAAUACUACGAGCAGCCAACGCGGCUGGUUGGAAUUCAAUUUGACAGAAACUCUGAGGUCUUGGUUACUCAAUAAGGGACUCCAACGGCGAAAUGAGCUGAGGAUAUCAAUUGGCGACUCCCAACUGAGCACCUUUGCAGCUGGAUUGGUGACUCCACAGGCCAGCCGCUCUAAUUUGGAGCCCUUUAUUGUCGGCUAUUUCAACGGCCCCGAGCUGUUGGUCAAAGUACAGAAACUUCGCUUCAAGAGGGAUCUGGAGAAGCGCAGGACAGGUGGUUCCGCACCACCACCUCCUCCACCACCCGUGGAUCUAUACAGACCUCCGCAGUCCUGCGAGCGCCUCAACUUCACCGUGGAUUUCAAGGAGCUGCAUAUGCACAACUGGGUGAUAGCGCCCAAAAAGUUCGAGGCCUAUUUCUGCGGCGGCGGUUGCAACUUCCCGCUGGGCACCAAAAUGAAUGCCACCAACCACGCCAUCGUCCAAACGCUGAUGCACCUGAAGCAGCCGCAUUUGCCCAAACCAUGCUGCGUGCCCACGAUUUUGGGAGCCAUUACCAUUCUGAGGUAUCUGAAUGAGGACAUCAUCGACCUGACCAAAUACCAAAAGGCGGUGGCCAAGGAGUGUGGCUGUCACUAGAUUCGGUUGCCUAUUUCGAUUGUGAUGUACAUAUUAAUUUUAUGGUAAUAAGUUUAAUUAGAGAAAAUAAACAUAAAAUUCUUGUAAGACUGAACUAUUUGAGUUUCUAUAAUAUUAGUGUUAAGCCUUGUUGGCUUAUCAACUGUUUGAAAAUGCUUAGAAUUAUUAAGCCUUUAAGAAAGGGCCAUCAAUGCUUAAAUAUGUUACUAACACUGUCCAUAAAACUGAAGACUCAACUAGUUCCUUCACUUAGAAGAACCCAUGCUGAUUUGAAUAUUGUGGCGUAAGCUUGUACGCUUAUUUACAAAACCUUUACUUGUUACGCUCUUUUAUGACCGCCUUUGGUAAUGGACAACG